Messenger RNA from Hydractinia symbiolongicarpus, 3747 nucleotides. Its product is annotated as sterol regulatory element-binding protein cleavage-activating protein-like. Gene Ontology annotation, cellular component: endoplasmic reticulum membrane; Golgi membrane. Gene Ontology annotation, biological process: SREBP signaling pathway. The record is from RefSeq and is a predicted model, not a curated record. Gene Ontology annotation, molecular function: protein binding; sterol binding. Lineage: Eukaryota; Metazoa; Cnidaria; Hydrozoa; Anthoathecata; Hydractiniidae. Bases 66 to 3260 code for a protein of 1064 amino acids. The transcript has 23 exons.
CUUGACUUCUUGUUUUUAAGAUAUAAAUAAGACUAAAAAUACACAUUGAUGAAUAUGUUUAGACAAUGAAAGUGAUUUCAUAUUUUACAUUCAAAAAAGAUCUUCUGCGUCAUUACAUUGGGCGACAUUAUUAUCAAUAUGGAUUAUUCUGUUCAACGCAUCCCUUAAUGCUGAUUUUGAUGAGCUGUGUCAUUAUUAUAUUUUGCAGCUUACCCUUGACAAGUUUCCCUAUUUUUGAGAAGAUUUUGGCAUUCUUGUUUCAAAGAAUUCAAGUGAAUUACAACACUGUUGUUUCUAAAACAAGUGUUGAUCAACAGCAUGACAAUGUUUUUGCUUACAUUCAACAAAUAAAAGUUAAUGCAACCAUUAAAGGAAAAACUCGGUUAUCCAGUGAGGAUAUUAUUGAGAGUAUUUUACAGCUACCUGCAAUGCAUCGUUUAGAAAAAUCUCUCAGACAACCAAAAGGACACUUUGACGAAAUCUGGGAUGAGUCAUGUUUAAAGUUAUAUCGAGAUCCACCAUCUAUGAAAGCAUUAAAGAAGCGUAUAAAAUAUGUGAAAGGCAGCAUACACAACGACCUUAGAAUGAGGCGGUUUUACUUGCUGGAGUGUUUGUUUGUAUCACCAAAUGUUUUGUUUGACAAUGGUCAAAGUGAGAUGUCUCUUAGUGACUUUACAGUUCCAUUUCAAGAGUUGACCAUGGGUUACCCGAUGCAGCGCUUUACUCAUGUUGGUCGAAAUCGACUAAAUUCAACAACAAUUUCCUUCAUGUUUACGCUGUUUUUGAAAAAGCACAAUAAAAGAUUCCAGGACUUGAUAAUUGCUGAUUUGAAAUCUGAUGCUUUUAACACAAAAGUAUCAGUACCUGAAGAAAAAGGUCAUAAAAUUUAUUACAAGCUUUCAUACGAAGCAGGCCCUGCUGAGUUGAUCCCAUUAACCAUAGCAUAUGUUGUUGUUUUCUUCUAUUUGUGGUUUUCAGUUGCCAAACUUGAUUUAAUCCGAACGCGUUGGGGUUUGGCAUUCUCUGCUGUCAUGAAUUGCAUCUUAUCGUUCACGAUGGCUAUCGGGAUCUGUGCUACAUUUGAUGUCUUGCCAACAACAUUGAAUGUUGGUGAAAUAUUUCCAUAUGUUGUUAUUUUGAUUGGUAUCGAGAAUUUUUGGAUUAUUACAAAAUCUGUGAUGACAACCAGAAAAGAUUUGCAAGUAAAAGACAGAGUAGCAAGAGGCUUGGGUAUGGAAGGAUGGUAUAUUACGAAAAAUUUAGUUGUUGAAUUGUUGUUACUUUGUGUGGGUUAUAUCUCUCGUGUAAAAGGGGUACAGGAGUUUUCUGUGUUCGCUCUGGCAUGCUACCUGUCAGACUUCUUUCUUCAAAUGACUUUCUUUACACCAAUUCUCGCUGUUGAUAUUCGAAGAGCUGAGGUUGGACUCCCUUUCACUAACCGUUCUGCUUGGAAAUAUGCUUUUUAUAUUGACAUUGAAAAACCAGGCGGUAUCAAACAAAUGACGCAGCAAAGGGCAGGUCGAUUCUCUGCUGCAGUGAAAAUGGCGUUCAGCUUUGCACGAUAUCGUGUGUUGCAACGGACAGUCAUGGUUUUAAUCGUGCUUUACUUUAUUCUGACGUUGACUCUACCUAUUCAAGAGAUGGUGAGUGCAGUGCAGAACAAACAAAUCAACAUCAUCACAAACAGAACUACCAAUCAAAUGUCUUGUUGGACGGACGGUGAUGUUUACUAUAAAGAAAAUAUUGUGUCGUGGUUGUUUUUAUGUGGAAAACACUGGCCAGAACUGUUCAAUUAUUAUUUCGUACAUUUGAAUGAAAAAAACAUUGUGGUGUUACCGCAAAUUGAUGUAUUAGUUAACAUACCUUCCGCGUUGCUAAAGCCUACCAUCUUUGUACCACGUGACAAACACGUGUUUUACCGAAUUCUCAUUUUCUUGCAAGAAACAUCAAAGCCGAUCAUAGCAGUGUGUUGUAUUAUGUUUCUUACCGUGGCAUACAAAUUGGGCAGUGCUCUGCAGUCAGUGUUGCAGCAACUUCAACACAAAACUGAUGUUUACACUUGCGUAAAGAAAAAACUCUCCGUUCCCAGCUCGUCAAAGCGAUUUUUGUACAAGCUAAUCAAAAUGGUUGUUGACGAAACGGAUUCUUUGGUCUGUGCGUUCAACAAUGGUGCCGUGUAUGUGUGGGACCUCUACGAUGGAGAGUGCAGUUUUCAUAUUAAUCGUAGAUGUAAAGAAGUACAAAAUCUGCGCAUCUCUCGCAGUGUCAGCACUCUCUCUUUACCAUCACAAGAAAAUAUUAUAAAUCGUCCUGACUUUUCCACGCAGCAGCUACCGAGAGCUGUGUGGUCACUUGCUUACAAGUCAGAUGUUUUAAUUGUGGGAUGUGACAAUGGUACAGUCGAGGUCUAUUCACUGGAAAAUCAUUCUUUGCAGUGCGUCCACGAAAGUAGGAAUACGUCGGGUGUUGUAAGCGUUAAAAUUAUAUCAUGUUUAAGAUUUGUAAUCGCCCAUAAAAAUGGCGUGGUGGAAUUUUGUCACAUCAAAACAAAGAAUGUUGGUCACAAAAGGACAAACUCGUUACCAAACUCUUCUCAUGCAUCACGUGAAAUUGAAAUUUCCAGAAGUGUAGUUAUAUCGCACAGCUCUAUCAUAUACAUGGACAUAGCUAUCGACAAGAUAUAUGUUGUCUCAUUGCAAGGACAAGUCAAGGUGUUGCGGGCAAGCGAUGAUGGUGGCAUUCCUCUACAAUCACAACUUCCAAGAGAUCAAGAAGUAACUGCUAUUAAAGUAGAGCUUAGUCCAGAAAUGGCCAUCAUUGGAACUUCCGUUGGUAAUGUUUACAUUUUAAACUCGCUUGGUCAAACAGUAAAAUCACUCAGCUGUGGCGAUGAUGAAGUUAUGUCUGUGUCUUCAGAUGAUGACUACAUCGCUGUCUUAGCGUAUGAUGGUGUGCUCACUGUAUGGCUAAAAGAAGGUUACAUAAAAUGGUGGCAACUUAAUUUGAUGCCAUACGGAGGAGCGUAUGAAAUAGUCUCAUUGGCGAGGUACUCCUUGGCUGCUGUCACAAAGGACAACGUCAUCUUGCUAAACGUCGUGUCGCGUGUUAUAGUUUCAAGCGUCGUCUAUGACCCGUCACCGACGGCGGGCCUAAUUAUAGCGACACCUGUGGUAUGUCAAAAUAGAAUUGCAUUGGCUGUUCCAACAGGUAACACCGUCACGCACCUUAAAUUUCCGAAACUGACGGACUACGACCGAUAGUGCUGAUAAGGAGAAAGAUACCUGUGGAGAAGACCUGUCAAGGAACCCUCGUAGAGAUUACGUAUCGACUUCAAAAAAAAAACACGAAGCCCUUUCAUAAUCAAUCAGUGUGUCCAGUUAGGCGUAAAUAGACAAAGACUGUUUGUAAUGGCCUAAGAGUGACGAUAGUAUGCCUCAGUGGCGGAAGACGAAGAAUUUGACAUCAAUCAGGAAGCGGUACAGUGUACGGAAUAUUGUACGCACAUUUGCAAGUUACAUUGCACCUAACACUAACAAACCAAGGUAACCAGUGGAAUAUUAAAUGAUAGCGAAGUAAUCGUAGUGAUUGUGUAAAAACAACAAAAUGAAAUCUAUUUACAUCCGAUAAAAAAUACAAUUUUUAUUAUAAUUUGUACAAAAUCAUGAUUAUUAUGAAACGAUAGGGUGAAUGUAUACUUCGCCUGAAUCAGUUUGUUGUUAGAACAAUGUUAAUAAAAUCUGUCGCAGA